Molecule: messenger RNA, 801 nt
Organism: Heterostelium album PN500
Lineage: Eukaryota; Evosea; Eumycetozoa; Acytosteliales; Acytosteliaceae
Gene: cmr
Product: actin binding protein
Exons: 2
Coding region: 1-801 (266 amino acids)
Source: RefSeq, a predicted model, not a curated record
AUGACUACCGAUAGACUCAACAAUGAUGUGACUAUUUACUCAAAUAGUCAAACCAACUUUAUCCAUAACAAUGGUUUCUACUUGGUCAUGCAAGCCGACGGUAACUUGGUUGUCUACAGAGGUAACAUGCACAGCUCAUCAUGUGCUACCUGGUCAUCUGCCACCAACGGUAAGGGUCACGGUCCAUUCCGUUUAAUCCAACAAGCUGAUGGUAACUUGGUUGUCUAUGAUAGCCACAACCACCCAACCUGGAGUUCAGCCACCCACAACCGUGGUCACGGUCCAUACGUCACCUAUUUGUCACCAGCCGGUAACUUCCACGUUGUCGACUCACACAGCGAGUGUCUCUGGAGCUCCGGUGGUCACACCCCAACUUUGCACGUUCCAGGUCAUGGUCGUCAUCAUCACCCACACCACGGACGUCAAUUCCAUAACGGUGACCACGUCCACUCUGAGUACUCCCUCUACUCAUACAGCAACAACGCCUUGUACAACGGUGACUACUUCUUGGUCAUGCAAGACGAUGGUAACUUGGUUGUCUACCACACUUUGAACUGGAUUCCACAAAACGCCGUCUGGAGCACCGCCACCCACAACAAGGGUCACGGUCCAUACCGUUUCACCAUGCAACACGAUGGUAACCCAGUCGUCUACGACAGCCACAACCACCCAUUGUGGGCCGCCGGUACAAAUGGACAAGGACACGGUCCAUACAAGUUCCACCUCCACUCCAACGGUAACCUCACCCUCAAUGACUCACACCACCGUCAACUCUGGUCAUCAAACUCUGGUCGUCAUUAA